AUGCCGUUCAAAAGCACCCUCGCGCAAUUCAAAGCGCAGAUCAAGGACCUCCAGCAGGAAGGUCAGAAGAUUCUAUCCGGGGGUCAGCAACGACACCAACCUCCUCCACCACCGCAACAGUAUCCUCCAGCAAUCCCGCAAGCCACACAUCCCAACCUGCAGGGCCAGCCGGGAUUCCCGCCGCAGCCGACGACAUACUGGCAAGCGCGUUUCGAUCCCGGGACACCCAUAAGCGCCGAGUGGGAGCAUAAGCUGGGAAACAACAACGGAUGGGGAAAUAAUGAGAUCGAGCAUUAUACGGCCGAGGGGGAGAAUUCGUUCUACACGCCCGACCACCUCCUCGUUCUGCGCGCCAUCGCAUCGCCAAACAACCCAGACCCUGGGAAGAAAUAUACCUCGGCACGCCUCGUUUCGCGACAACGGCUGUCCCGUCCCCAGGGCAGCUUGGUGGCAACACUAACGCUGCCGUGUGCGGGGGGCAUCUGGCCAGCGUUCUGGCUGCUGCCGUUCGAGCCGUUUACGUGGCCGACGGAUGGCGAGGUGGACAUUGCCGAGACCUGGAACGGCGACGGAGUCAACCACUCGUGCCUGCAUUGGGGCUUCUACACGCCGCAGGACACGAUGAAGCACCGCGUCGUCGCCACCCCCGUACACGGCAUGGCCAACGGACGACCCGUGCGCUUCGAGUUCGCGUGGGCCCAGGACCCCGCCACGGGCCAGGGCAGACUGGUGUGGUGGAUCGACGGGCAGGCCGUCAUGAAGGCCCCCAUACCCAGCGGCACGCGGCCCAUGGCCGACUUUGUUGUGCUCCUCAACAUCGCCAUGGGCGGCAACGUCUGCGCCGGCAAGAUUCCCAGCGAGGGCACCUACGACAUGGUCGUGCACGAGAUGAAGAUGAUGGAGGAGCCCGAGGCCGGCGGCUGGGCUAAGUUUGACAGGGACUGGGGCUGGGUCAGGGAGGGGGAUACGAUUUGA
Fonsecaea pedrosoi CBS 271.37 is the source of this 975-nucleotide messenger RNA. RefSeq lists its product as uncharacterized. The record is from RefSeq and is a predicted model, not a curated record. Gene Ontology annotation, molecular function: hydrolase activity, hydrolyzing O-glycosyl compounds. The coding region runs from base 1 to 975 and encodes 324 amino acids. The transcript is spliced from 2 exons. Gene Ontology annotation, biological process: carbohydrate metabolic process. Lineage: Eukaryota; Fungi; Ascomycota; Eurotiomycetes; Chaetothyriales; Herpotrichiellaceae.